Leishmania braziliensis MHOM/BR/75/M2904 is the source of this 912-nucleotide messenger RNA. RefSeq names its product lathosterol oxidase-like protein. Gene Ontology annotation, molecular function: iron ion binding; oxidoreductase activity. Gene Ontology annotation, biological process: lipid biosynthetic process. The record is from RefSeq and is a predicted model, not a curated record. The transcript has a single exon. NCBI's taxonomy places the organism in Eukaryota, Euglenozoa, Kinetoplastea, Trypanosomatida, Trypanosomatidae. Bases 1 to 912 code for a protein of 303 amino acids.
AUGGACGCCGCCUUCGACCUCUUCACCUCCUUCAUCCCGGUGGAUCGGGAAAACAUGACGCACCAGAUGGUUGUCUUCUGGCUUAUCCUCGCUUCUGGCGGCAUCUUCAUGUACCUGCUCUUCGCCUCCAUUUCCUACUUUACGUAUUUUCGUACGCUGAAACGGCAGUUCUUCCCCAAGACGAUCGACCCUGAUGAUACAUGCGAGCUGCAGGAGCAGGUGCGGCAUGAGAUCUGGAUUGCGGUGUGCUCGAUCCCAUUUAUGGCGUUCUUGAUGAUGCCGGCGGCCACCUUCGCGCACCGUGGGUAUAGCAAGAUGUACAAUAACAUCUCCGACUACGGUUGGGGGUACUUCUUGAUCUCCCCCGUGCUGUUCUUUGCCUUCACGGACUUCAUGGUGUACUGUUUCCACCGUGGGCUGCACCACCCGAUGAUCUACAAGCACGUGCACAAGCUCCACCACACGUACAAGUAUACCACGCCCUUCUCGUCGCACGCCUUCAACCCUGUUGACGGCUUUGGUCAGGGUGUCCCGUACUACCUGUUUGUCUACCUGUUCCCCCUUCACAGCACCCUUUUCAUGGUGCUCUUCUUGGCGGUGAACUUUUGGACCAUCUCGAUCCACGACCAGGUGGACUUUGGCGGGCGCUUUAUCAACACGACUGGGCAUCACACCAUACACCACGAGCUGUCCAACUACGACUACGGGCAGUACACAACGGUAUGGGACCGUCUGGGUGGGUCUUACCGCCCUGCCGAGCAGACGCAUCAGCUACUGUCCCUGCUGCACGCUGGUGAUCCCAAGUACAUGGACCCUGUGUACGCGAAGUACCACGAGGAGAAGGGCUUCCUGGCAGGUCGGUUCAGGGAGGAGGCCGCCGCCGCGCGUCGCUUGAGGAAGACCGGUGCGUGA